Messenger RNA from Purpureocillium takamizusanense, 1878 nucleotides. RefSeq lists its product as uncharacterized. The record is from RefSeq and is a predicted model, not a curated record. The transcript has a single exon. Bases 572 to 1684 code for a protein of 370 amino acids. NCBI's taxonomy places the organism in Eukaryota, Fungi, Ascomycota, Sordariomycetes, Hypocreales, Ophiocordycipitaceae.
CGGGAGGGAGCACCACCACUUCGUCGUCCCACCGUCACUUACACACACACACACACACAGACCUACUUUCUUUAUAUCAUGCCCUCACGCCGUCUCGUUUUCCAGGCAGCUACAAACACCACCCCAUCUUUUUUCCACUUUUCGAAACAGACAACCUCGACGAGUCGAUUCUUCGGGGACAAGAACUGAAAGCCGGCCAUCAUUCGCUUCGAGGGCUGCCCAAACGAACACGCCGUAUAUAUACUGCCGCUCACCCGUGGCCCACCUCGCUGAGUCGCUGCGCCCCAGCCCAGCUGCAGCCAGGCCAGCCUACGUAUAAAGAGAAUUCCCGCCCCAGCUCCUCGGUCAAGCACUCUUCGCAACCGCAACCAACUUCCAACAUCAAGCAACGCUGUCUCACGCGAGGGUAGACACAACCUUCUUGCCAACACAGUCUAUCUGAUCGGGUUGCCUGACACCAAAGAGUUCCGUCGGGGACAAACCUCCCGACUGACCGGCGCGACCACCGCGAGCACCUCUUCUGUUGAGGCGCAGGCUCAACUCCUCAUACGUUUUCCUCGACACCGUCACCAUGUGCACCACGAACAUCUACACCUACGUCUACCCGGACGGACGUAGGGAGCAGGUCCGCCAGCCCACGCUCUGCCCUGUGGCCCGCCACGGCCAGCCCUGCGUCGACAACGUCGUCUUCAAGCACCCAGCCCAAUACGCUCCCACUUCGUCGCUGCCAACGUACGGCAACUACUUCCCACCCACGCCGCCGCUCUUUACCCCUCGAUCCGGAACACCCAGCUACCGCUCCGGCGACGAGUCGGAUCGAUCAUACCACAGCUCGUCGAGCAACAGGCGGCGCUCUGGAGUCUACAUCAACGGACAGCGCGUGGUCGAGCUCAACCGCCGUGACCGGGACCGCCACCUGCGUCGUGAGCGCAUUGUUCUCGUGGAUAACCCACCCACGCCUCGGACACCUCCCCAGGCAUUCAACUUUCCCAGCACCGCCCCAUCGUCCCCAAACUUCAAUGCCUUUCUCCCUCACCUCGCCGAUGCCUCACCGCGCGACUCGUACACGCGCCGCCCCGUCAUCGUCGACGAGCGCCCGCGUGCAGAGCGCCCGUCGGUCCAGAUCGAGGUGGUCGAGCCACGGCCUCCUCGUCGGUCCAACACCCACAUGCGUCACUCUUCGACGAGCUCGCGCGACAGCGGACGACCGGCAUACACGAGCGCGGAAGAGGAGGAGCUUCGCCAGCGACGACGCGAGCGCGAGGCGAUCAGACAGGAGCGGCGAUUACGCGAGGCGCAGGCGCAGGAGCUGAAGGAGAGGGAGAGGGAGGCGCGCGAGAAGACGAUCCGCGACCUCCGCAUGAGGCAGCGGAUCGCUGAUGCCAACGCGGAAAUCGCCAACAGGCCCGCGGUGCCAAUGCCGCCGGCGCCGAAGCGAGCGUCGACAUUCGUGGCAGCCAAGGCCGCCAAGGAGGCACAGGAGCGCGAGGCAGAUUUGAUCAACGCGGUGCGGCGGCUAGACCUAGAAGAGAAGAGGCGAGAGAAGCGGGCCGAGAGGGAGGAAGACGAGGAGCAGCGGGAAAGGCUACGCGAGAGAAUGGUGCCACGGCGACGGGCCACGGUCGGGCCUGGAAGCAGGCGACACAGGGUACUCUACGACGACGGCAUCUACCGAUGGGAGUGAUUUUCCACUCAGCAUUCUUUGAUUUCUCCUUUACUGUACUUUUAAGGGGGAAACACGGAACCCCAGUUGGGACGGCAGGCGAGCGACGAGUCGGCGUUUUGAUACCACGGGCAACGGGCAACAGGGCUCCAUCAAGAUUCAGGAUAGACAAAUUAGAGACAAACAGAGUCUGCGAACUCUGGUGACAACAAUCA